UUGCCCUGUCAGAGAGCACCCGGGAAAAUACAGAGGUGACACGCCCAUAAAAAUGUAUGUGAAAGUUGGCAGGCAGCUAUGGUACUCCAGGCAGAUCUAGCUGGUGAUACGCAAGGAGAAUGUGGGGAAGAUAACUUGACCAUUAAAAUGUUUAGAGGCAAGAAGUUUGUAAGGGGGUACGGGCAGUGGCUAGAAUUGGAAAGAGGGACAUUACCUGUGUCUUUUUACGAUGCAGGACUGUACUAGGUGAAGGAGCUGCUCUGUGAUUUAAUUACUGCUGAGUUAACACCCCCCACCAAUUACCUUGUCUGCACCAGUUUGGGCAGCAGCGACCAUAAAUCGGAUCCAGAGAGCAUUCAGUUUAGUCCAGUGUUAAUACUGAUGAGUCUGAUGGCAAGGGAUGCAGUGCUGGGACAAGGGCUGCUCCUCAGACUGGGUAUCUCCGUGGUGCUACUGGGGCCUCUUGUGCCCAGCACAGACGGUCGUUCUCCUCCACCGCCAGGGUUUGCUUCCUAUGAAGUGAUAGUUCCAAGGAAGCUAGCGCCAAAGGAAGGCAGCACCACUCAGGAUGAGGUGUCCUAUGUCAUCAAGGCAGAAGGAAAGAACCGCGUUGUUCACCUAAAGCAGAAGAAAGGAUUCCUAGUAAAAAAUUUCCCAGUCUUCACUUAUGAUAAUAAAGGCCAACUGAGGGUAGAGCAGCCCCAUAUUCCAGAGGAUUGCUACUAUCAUGGACAUGUGGAAGGUACCCCAGAGUCACUUGCGGCCCUCAACAUUUGUUCUGGACUCAGAGGGUUUCUCCAGAUUGGGAGCUUAAGCUACGGCAUUGAACCUGUGGAGAAUUCCUUUACCUUCCAGCACCUUCUGUAUCGAUCUGAUGAGACGGAACCCAUGCCUGAGACAUGUGGAUUGACAGCCACAGAAAUAAAAUAUAAAGCUUCUGAAAUGGAGAGUAGACUCAUUCCCAAAGCGGAAGCAUUUCAUCCUUGGUCGCAUACUAAGUAUCUGGAGCUUUUUAUAGUGGUGGACAAUCUGCGGUUUGAAUAUUCGGACAGAAAUAUAUCUAACAUUUCGAUGCAAGUUGUUGACGUCGUCAAUAUGAUAGAUGAGCUUUUUUAUGCUCUUCGUCUUCGCAUACUACUCACUGGCCUAGAGAUUUGGACAGAAAACAACCCUAUCACAAUUACACACAAUAUAAAUGAGGUUCUUUCCGAUUUUAACGUUUGGAGAAAACGUCAUCUUUAUCCACGGGCAUCACAUGAUGUAGCACACCUGUUUGUAUAUUUGAACUUUGGAGCAAAUAUUGGAAAAGCGUACUUGGGUGGUGUCUGUGAUAAGCAACGGGCAGCAGGUGUCGAAGCAUUCAUGCAUGGCCCUUCCAAAGAGUUUGCAGUGCUGGUGGCCCAUGAGCUGGGACAUAAUAUUGGUAUGGAACAUGAUGACAGAGACUGUGUGUGUGUCAAUGACAGUACCUGCAUCAUGAAUGCGCAUCGUACCCAAGUCCAUCAAUUCAGUAACUGCAGUGCUAGAGACUAUUAUGAUCUAAUAGUGUCAGGGAAAGCACACUGUCUGAAUAACAUUCCAGACAUUGAAAAACUAUUUCAUCUGCAGCAUUGUGGCAACUUAAUAGUAGACCCAGGGGAAGAGUGUGAUUGUGGCUCCAAAACACAAUGUAAAAAGGACCCUUGCUGUGAUCACACAUGCCAAUUGAAGCCAGAGGCUCUUUGUGCUGUUGGACAGUGCUGUCGCAAUUGUAAGUUUCUUCCAGAAGGAAGAACAUGCAGACGGAAGAGAGGUGAAUGUGACCUGCCUGAGUAUUGCAAUGGGACGUCUCCGUGGUGCCAAGAGAAUGUUUAUGUGCAAGACGGGACUUUAUGUAGUGAUGAUGGCUACUGUUUUCAUGGGUACUGCUCUACUCACAGUUUACAGUGUCAGUACCUCUUUGGCAAAGCAGCAAGGGCGGCUCCAGAAAGUUGCUUCAAAGAAGUGAAUACAAAAGGGGAUCGGUUUGGCAACUGUGGGGGAGACGGAGGAGAAUUUAAGUUUGAGAAAUGUAAACUGGAAAACGUAUUGUGUGGAAGGGUGCAGUGUGUGAAUAUAAAAAGGAUACCUCGGUGGGAGGAUCAUACAACCAUAAUUCAAACUCCGGUGGACAAUCUCUGGUGCUGGGGUACAGACUUUCACUUGGGGAUGGAGCUCUAUGAUAAUGGUGUAGUAGAAGAUGGCACCAAGUGUGACACAAACAAGAUUUGUUUUAAUCAUACAUGUGUCAAUGAGACACAAGUGCUGACAUCAAACUGUACUGCAAAGAAGUGUAGUGGAAGAGGGGUUUGCAACAGUAACGGGAACUGUCACUGUAAUAAUGGCUGGGCCCCCCCGAACUGUCAGUUUGCUGGUUUUGGAGGGAGCAUUGACAGCGGACCCCCACCACUUACCAAAAUUGGCCUCUUUAACUUUAUCGGUACUAUUUUGGGCAUAACCAUUGCUGCUGCUAUCAUCACAGCAGGUAUUGCUGUCAUCCUUAAAAAGCCUGCAUCAAAAAUGAUUCGCAGAGCAGCUGAAAGAAUUGGGCAAAGAAAUCCAACUACCAGGAGCCAAUAGAAAAAAAAGAGUCAGAAUUAGCUUCCAAAAACCAGCGCAAAGUGGGAAGUCUGUUGUUUCUCAGAGCAGCUGUGGAAAUUUCUAGGGAUCCCUGCGAGAGAAUCAAUGGGUAUGGAUGAUUACUUUCAGUAGGACUCAUGUACAUUUACUUUACAGAUGCACACACACACAGGCGCACACACUUUGGAUGAUUUGUUCUGUUUUUUUUUUAAAUAUUUAAAUAAAUUUGGUCUUGGAAUCAACAGCGAAAUGGUCAUUGAAUUUUAAAAAGGGGAU
This is a messenger RNA of Pelodiscus sinensis (Chinese soft-shelled turtle), 2874 nucleotides long. RefSeq names its product disintegrin and metalloproteinase domain-containing protein 20-like. Gene Ontology annotation, molecular function: metalloendopeptidase activity. The record is from RefSeq and is a predicted model, not a curated record. Gene Ontology annotation, biological process: male gonad development; proteolysis. Gene Ontology annotation, cellular component: sperm head plasma membrane; external side of plasma membrane; plasma membrane. NCBI's taxonomy places the organism in Eukaryota, Metazoa, Chordata, Testudines, Trionychidae.